Molecule: messenger RNA, 2014 nt
Organism: Thermothelomyces thermophilus ATCC 42464
Lineage: Eukaryota; Fungi; Ascomycota; Sordariomycetes; Sordariales; Chaetomiaceae
Exons: 3
Coding region: 650-1861 (403 amino acids)
Biological process (GO): phosphatidylethanolamine biosynthetic process
Cellular component (GO): mitochondrion
Molecular function (GO): phosphatidylserine decarboxylase activity
Source: RefSeq, a predicted model, not a curated record
ACUGUCGAAUUUGGCGAAAUUGGCUGCCGUCAAGUACCCACAACCUCCGGUACAAAAGGAGAUCACCGUCCCAACUCCCUGGGCCUGCGGGAAAAGCCGAUCCAUCACUGGCUGCUGGUCAUCCGUCCGAAUGCAAAGCACUGCGUCAUGAGAGCAACGGCUUGAGCUUACUGUGCAGCGACCUCCCCGCCUCGAUCCCUCCGUCCCGUGCGAAAGCGGCGUCCAUUUCGCGCCACCGCCGAGUCUGCAACUUGUUGCAGGCAGGCCAAUGAUGCAGAUUGGCCCCGUUUCCGCUGCUGUCGGGUUAGCUCGCUCGACCGUUGUCCGACGCUCGGCCUGCCAUAGCUGCCGACACAUCUCGACCUCUCCGAGGACUGCCUCUCGACGAGCGCAGUCAGCCCAGCGAAUCCCCGGCCGCCGCCCUUUUUCGCAGCAGUCCCACAGGCCAACGGCCGACUCCAAGGUGCACGGCUCCAGGAUCCGGUGGUAUCCCAUCCCCGUCGGUCUCGGCGUUGGGUUUCUGGGAUUAGUGCAAUUCUAUAAGGUCUAUACUAGGGAGCAGGAAAAGCAGCUCGAAAAUGGCGAGCCAGCCCAGCGCCCGAAGAAGAGACGACGGGUCCGCCCAGAUGGCCCUUGGCAGGUGCAAAUCAUGUCGACAUUGCCCCUGAAGGCCAUGUCGCGUCUAUGGGGCAGGUUCAACGAGCUCACCCUCCCGACCUUUCUCCGCGUUCCCGGCUUCAGACUGUAUUCUUUCAUCUUCGGCGUCAACCUGGAUGAGAUUGAGGAAACCGACCUUCGCAAGUUCCCGAACCUGGCUGCCUUCUUCUACCGCACGCUGAAGCCCGGGGCCCGGCCUCUCGAUCCCAACCCUAAUGCCCUCCUCUCGCCCGCCGAUGGACGCCUCCUGCAGUUUGGCCAGAUCCAAGGCGGUGACAUCGAGCAGGUGAAGGGUAUGACCUACACUAUCGACGCGCUCCUCGGCCAAAACAGCCCAACCCCGAGCAUCUCUGGCCAAACGCCUCUCGACAAGCCCUCCAAGCCCUCCAAGCACGAACUUGAAGGAGACGAAGAACUCAUCCAAAGGGACGAGGAGUUUGCGCGCGUGAACGGCAUCUCUUACACCCUCCCGGACCUCUUCUCUGGCUCGGAGAAGAAGCACAAGAGCAGUCUCGACCACCCCAAGGACGAGUCCGUCACGCCCUCGCCGACCUCCGUCUCCGAGGUCCGCGCGGAGCUGGCGCUUGGCGAGAAGUCCUGGCUCGACUACCUCACCCCCGGCAGCCGGCAUGUGCUCUACUACGCCGUCAUCUACCUCGCCCCCGGCGACUACCACCGCUUCCACUCGCCCACCAACUGGGUGGUCGAGCGCCGCCGCCACUUCGCCGGCGAGCUGUACAGCGUGUCCCCGUACCUGCAGCGCACCAUGCCCGGGCUGUUCACACUCAACGAGCGCGUCGUGCUGCUGGGCCGCUGGCGCUGGGGCUUCUUCAGCUACGUGCCCGUCGGCGCGACCAACGUCGGCUCCAUCAAGGUCAACUUUGACCGCGAGCUACGCACAAACAGCCUGACCACCGACACCGAGGCCGACAGGGCCGCCGAGGAGGCGGCGAGCCGCGGCGAGCCGUACCUAGGCUAUGCGGAAGCCACCUACGAGGCCGCCAGCCCCGUGUUGAGGGGUUACGCGCUGAGGCGGGGCGAGGAGAUGGGCGGCUUCCAGUUGGGAAGCACGAUCGUGCUCGUGUUUGAGGCGCCAGCGGCGGAGCACGACGAGAACGGGCGCCAUAUCGGCGGGUGGCAAUGGGCCGUGGAGAAGGGACAGAGAGUCAAGGUCGGGCAGGCGUUGGGGUACGUGGAUGCCUAACUCCCCGGCAACUGGUUUGCUGCGAAACCGUGCAUAGCGAGAAUUAUAAAAAGGUGUAUCCUGGGUAAUCUUGUAAUUGGCAGAUCAAAUUCAAAUAGACUUGUUUGUGUUUGUAGCUAGAGUAACUGCCCACCCGAGGGGAUCGUCGCGACA